Messenger RNA from Fulvia fulva, 1395 nucleotides. RefSeq lists its product as uncharacterized. The transcript has a single exon. The coding region runs from base 1 to 1395 and encodes 464 amino acids. Lineage: Eukaryota; Fungi; Ascomycota; Dothideomycetes; Mycosphaerellales; Mycosphaerellaceae. The record is from RefSeq and is a predicted model, not a curated record.
AUGACCAGCACAACAAGACCUCCCGAUUUGCCUUCGAGGACAGCGACGACAGGCAGUACUUCUGCCCUCCCACAGUCUGCAGCCGCGCGACAGCGUCUAUCGCAACGCACCUCCAGCCAUCAAGGUACCUCGCCAUCCCCGAGGCCCGACCCUCUGCUCCGAAGACGCUCUUCGCUCAUAUCCUAUUCGAGUUUCGAGGACCUGAGCGAGAUUGUAAGCCCAAAGACCGGUAGCAGAAAAGAUCACGAUGAAGACAACGAGCUCACACACUGGCACUCGUCGCCUCUGGCGUUCGCCAUACUGCCUGCGCUGGGCGGGCUGGUGUUCAAGAAUGGGUCGGCCUUUGUGACGGAUGUGCUAUUGCUUGGGCUGGCAGCCAUAUUCAUGAACUGGAGCAUAAGACUGCCGUGGGAUUGGUACUACUCAGCUCAAACGCUACGGCAAGACGUGGGGCCAGACAUCGAGGACGAAAUAGCUAUCGGGACUGGUUCGUCCGCAGGCGGAUCUCCAGGGUCUUCACAAAAUGGCCAUGCCGAUGGCAAGUCACAAGCUGAGCCACAUAACAAUCGCAAGCGCGAAGAGGCAGUCGCGGAGCUGAGACGGCAGGAAUUACUGGCGCUGGGUGCUACUUUCCUCUUUCCCGUUGGAGCUGCGUACCUGCUUCAUGUUAUCCGCGCCCAGCUAUCGCGACCUUCGACUGGGCUGGUCUCCGACUACAACCUCUGCAUCUUCCUACUGGCCGCCGAGAUUCGACCCGUGCGGCAACUGGUGCGAUUGGCCGCCAGUCGUACUCUUCAUCUUCAGCGCACCGUGACUGGGAUUGACGACCCGUUCUCAUCUGCCCUGGAGGAGAAGAGUGCAAUCACAAGUUUGUCCAGUAGGAUUGCAGACCUCGAGGAGAAGCUAUCAGCGCAAACCAAUGGCACCCCAACCACUGCACAAAAGGCAGAUGUGAGCGACCUCUCAAAGGAGAUUCAGAAACGCUAUGAACCUCGAUUCGAUGGCCUUGAGCGAGCGGUUCGGCGAUACGAAAAGCGCUCCAUCACACUUGCACAAGUCAUGGAGCAGCGUUUGCAGUCCUUGGAGGCACGGCUGCAAGAGGCAUUGAGUCUUGCCGCUGUCGCCGCGCAGCAUUCACAGAACAAAGGUGCUAUCGUAACGCUGUUGGAAACGGUCAGCAACAUGAUUGCUUGGCCGAUGAAACUGUUGCUUUCCUCAACACUCUGGCCAUUCCGUGCCAUUGACGAUCUAUACAUCCGCAUCAAAACGCUACUACUAGGCCCCAUGCCUCCUCGAGUUGCUAAGCGCAAGUCAAGGCAAGAAAGCAGCGGCAGAGAAGAUCGAUCAAAAGAUCGAGCACCUCCACCAGGGAGCAUGCGGAAGAUCGUGCGAUAA